GUUGAGGAAGUAGCAGCUGGAAGAGAGCUGAAGGGAAUGAGACAUUCUAGCGAACCAGACUACUAUUACGAAGAUUACCUAAUGUCGAUUGUUCGCCGGAUAUAUUCACGUAUUUGUCCGAAACCUGCCACUGCAUUUCGUUACCUUUCAUCUUCAUCCAGGGAUGAAGAAGGGGAACGUUGUGCGGGGCGAGAGAAUGUUCCGGGCAUGUCGAGGAUUCAUUCUACGUUGCAGAAAUUGGUUUUGGGGGGUGAAGAGAAAGUGCCAGAUGCAUGUUUGGAUCUCAUAAGAAAAAAGAGCAAGUUUACGAAGAUUAAGAAAAAGGGAAAGGUUAUGAAGAAGAAGCAAAGUCCCGACCGACCUGGUGUGAAAUGGAGGGUCCUUUAUCCCCACGAGAAGAUUGAUCGCGUCGGCGAUACUGAACAAUUUUUUAUGGGAGCUCUGGAUAUCUAACGCGUACCUGAUUUUUUACUAACUUUUCUAUUUUAGGAAUUUAUUAAAUAAAAUUAUAUUUAUCUUCCCCUUUGUAUUUAUUGCUUGAUGCGAUUCAAAUUGAAUAGCAACGCUUUGGAGUUAUGAUGCAUCAAACUAGUAGAGGGAGGCCACGAGACAUCAUCUCAGCAAUGAUAUAUAGGACUGGGUAGGUAUAAUAAGUAUAAUAAUAGUAUGCAAUAUGCAAAUUGCAAACUGUAUUUACUUUUCAGUUUUUUCUCACAUAGCUAUUUUAACAAUUUGUUUUGACAGAGAGAAAU
Molecule: messenger RNA, 752 nt
Organism: Cuscuta campestris
Lineage: Eukaryota; Viridiplantae; Streptophyta; Magnoliopsida; Solanales; Convolvulaceae
Source: the annotation of a GenBank genome assembly